Messenger RNA from Protobothrops mucrosquamatus (brown spotted pit viper), 551 nucleotides. Its product is annotated as zinc finger protein 79-like. The transcript has 2 exons. The annotation marks the transcript as partial. The record is from RefSeq and is a predicted model, not a curated record. NCBI's taxonomy places the organism in Eukaryota, Metazoa, Chordata, Lepidosauria, Squamata, Viperidae.
GGGAGAAGCCACAUCAAUGCAACGAAUGUGGACGAUUCUAUCGUACCUCCAUCGCCCUCAAAAGUCAUGUGAAAAUUCACACAGGGGAAAAAAACUACAAAUGUUUAGACUGUGGGAGAACAUUUGCUCAUGCGUGUUCCCUCAGAAAGCACAGCCGAAUCCAUACAGGAGAGAAGCCCCAUAAAUGCUCGGACUGCGAUAAAUGUUUUUCUCUGAAAGAUUAUCUUAGGGUCCACACAGGAGAGAAGCCAUACAGAUGCGUAGAAUGUGGAAAGUGUUUUACUCAAAAGGGAGACCUUUGGACACAUCAUAAAACCCACACAGGGGAGAAGCCCUAUCAAUGCAACGAAUGUGGACAAUUCUAUUGUACCUCAUCCGCCCUUAAAAGUCAUGUGAAAAUUCACACAGGGGAAAAAAAUUACAAAUGUUUAGACUGUGGGAGAACAUUUGCUCAUGCGUCUUCCCUCAGAGACCACAGCCGAAUCCAUACAGGAGAGAAGCCCUAUAAAUGCUCGGAGUGCGAUAAAUGUUUUUCUCGGAAAGAUACUCUU